AUGGUGGCCGAACAGACUCUAAGGCAGCUGGAGGUGCGAGCGCCACCAAACGGAGAUUCCAGACGACGUGUCAACGUCGGCUAUCUUUUUUCAUUCCUUUACCAUCCACCAUCGAAACAUCUCAGAUUCGUAAUCCGAAUACUGAGAUCCUCGCCCUGCUAUACUCUCAAUACUGAACGCAAGUUGAAAGAAGGCAUUCGACCUGUGGCGACUCCCUCUCCUGAAGAAGUUAGCGCCGCCAAGCGGAAAGUUCAAUAUCGCGAGGACCUUUUUCACUUUGCAGUAGCCGGGGUGGCAGGAGCAGGGAAAUCAUCUCUCAUCAAUGCCUUUUGCGGUUUACGCAAUAAGGACCUCAGAUCUGCUGCCACUGGUGUCACCGAGACAACGCUAGCCAUGGCUAGAAUCCCUCACCCCGACGCGGAAUACCCCCUUGUCUGGUACGAUAUCCCAGGUGCAGGCACGCUCAAAAUCUCAGAUUGGCAGCACUUCAAUGCCCAAGGACUCUACGUCUUCAACUGCAUCAUCAUCCUGUUCGACAAUCGCUUCACUAUGACCGACAUUGCCAUCCUCACCAACUGCAGGCGUUUCCGGAUCCCCACGUAUAUCGUGCGCUCUAAGGCAGAUCAACACAUUUCUAAUAUCAUGGACGAUAUGGCGAACGAUAGCGAUGACGAUGACGGUGAUGAGAGCGAGGAUAAGAAGAAGAAGCUUUACCAGGCUGCACGGCAGCAGUUCAUUCAGCAGACGCGUAAGAGCGUGAAAGACAACCUUGAGGAUGCGAACAUUCCGGACCAAAAGGUUUACAUCGUUUCAAAUAAAACGAUGAUCGGUGUCGUGAAGAGCAAGCAGGCAGUGAAGGUCAUCGACGAGAUCGAGUUGUUGAACGAUUUGAUUCAAGAAACCCAGACUAGGCGAGCACGUCGUGAUGCCGAAGUGGACAUUAUUAUGAAUGAGAAGUGGUGGCUGAUGAUAGAGAUCUUCAAGUCAUUAUAUUGCUUCCUUCGGGCUCUUACCAAUGCUGAUGUUGAUCCGUUCUCGCCAUGA
Suillus fuscotomentosus is the source of this 1044-nucleotide messenger RNA. Its product is annotated as P-loop containing nucleoside triphosphate hydrolase protein. Gene Ontology annotation, molecular function: GTP binding. The record is from RefSeq and is a predicted model, not a curated record. The coding region runs from base 1 to 1044 and encodes 347 amino acids. NCBI's taxonomy places the organism in Eukaryota, Fungi, Basidiomycota, Agaricomycetes, Boletales, Suillaceae. Gene Ontology annotation, cellular component: membrane. The transcript is spliced from 3 exons.